UGGGAUGUGGGCUACAAAAUGUUAGGUAUGGGUAGGCCCAAGUAGCAUAGAUUUGGAAAAAUAAAAGAGAAAAGCCAGGUAGGAGUUACAACGGUCGAAAAGUAAAUGAGAAACGCAGAAAUCAGGAUAUUGUCUCCUUUCAUCACAUUCUCUUCUCUUUAACGUUGCUUCCCUCCCUUUUUUCUCCAACGUUACAACUAUCACCAACCCCCCCUUUUUCUCUCUCUCCUCCAUUUUCAGUUGUCCUGUCUUUCCUCUCUCUCACUCACAUUCACUCCAGUAGCUUCCUAGCUACAUACAUUCAUACUUACAUUCGAGAUAGAAAAUGGAGGCUGCUAAGAUCGACUGGAAGAACAUUGAAUCUGUGUUCGUCAUUGAUCAAGUUUUCGAGAACAUCAAUGCUCCUAAAUGGGUUGAUUUCUUGGCUUCUCCUUCUUCUUCUUCUUCCUCAUCCAAUGAUGUUGCUUGGUUUUGCCGCCCUGUUGUUGAGAUCUGUUAGUGUAUCGAAGCUCAUUGGACUUGCCGAUUGGACUCGAAAAGAACCCACUCUUUUCAAGAGGCGUACUCCACCUAUUCAAGAUUCUGAAAAUCAAAACCCUAAUUUCUCAACUCCUCAAUCUUAUCACCAUUAUUAUACUGAUGAAAAACCCAGAUUAAAACCCACUAAUUCUGCUAAAGACUUGUUUGGUGGGAGGGACCUUUUUGGUAAAAUCAGCGAUUUCUGUAAUGAGUUAAAGAAGAUUACCAGAGUUAGGGACAAAGAGGAUGAGAGCCCUGAGAAAGAGGAGGAUCAAUUGUCACUGCACCAAGGACAAGGGCAUCUCAAACUCAAUCCCAACCACUCUUACAAACCAUUAGGCUCGGUCCCCGUUGCCGCCCUCGCUCCCGGCCUCAAAGACAAGGAGAACAGGAUGAUUGACAGUGAUAAUAAGGAAAGGAAGCCUUUGCUUCAGGUUAAAUCUGAAGGUGCACUCAAAACCAAUGCCAAACCCAAGCUCAGGAGAAACAUGAGAGAUGAUGAAGCAGAGAAUAUCCCUAUUUCUCUGAAUUUGAACAAUGUUAAGCGUGAGGCUAAGGUAUCGCCCAUACGAACGAAUCCUCCUACACCUCAGGGGUUCUCAGCCACUCGUGAUCCUAUCAAGGCCACACCUUCAAAGGGAACAAAGUCUAAGCUCAUGGAAAGAGAGAUUUUACAAGAAUUGGGACAGAAGAAGACGCUGAGGGAUGAGCUUGACGAGAACAUUGAGAAGAGUGAAAAUGAGAAUGCAUCUCUUGUUGCUGCAAAAGAAGGAAGAACAUUGGAUGUUUUCUGGUUCUUAAAGCCUUGCACACUGUCUAGCUAAUGAACACAGUUUUAAGCAUAGUCAUUCUUUUAAUUUUUUCAUAUAUAUAUCAUUAGUUUAUUUGGGGGGUGAAAGAAGAACAGAAUCCCAAUAAUCCAUUCAAUUUGUCAAAUAGCGUACAUCUGUAGGUUUUGUGUUUAUGUAGCUUUCUAUUUUUACAUUAUUCAUUUGUCUAUGAUUUUCUAAUAAAGGUAUACUAUUCAAGCAUUGUAUGCGACAUAUUUGGUGAGUAACUGAGUAAUAUAUUUGGUUUA
Chenopodium quinoa (quinoa) is the source of this 1597-nucleotide messenger RNA. RefSeq lists its product as uncharacterized. The transcript is spliced from 4 exons. The coding region runs from base 399 to 1343 and encodes 314 amino acids. NCBI's taxonomy places the organism in Eukaryota, Viridiplantae, Streptophyta, Magnoliopsida, Caryophyllales, Amaranthaceae. The record is from RefSeq and is a predicted model, not a curated record.